This is a messenger RNA of Coturnix japonica (Japanese quail), 4159 nucleotides long. It is a transcript of the gene JMJD6, whose product is annotated as jumonji domain containing 6, arginine demethylase and lysine hydroxylase. NCBI's taxonomy places the organism in Eukaryota, Metazoa, Chordata, Aves, Galliformes, Phasianidae. The record is from RefSeq and is a predicted model, not a curated record. Gene Ontology annotation, cellular component: cytoplasm; nucleus. Gene Ontology annotation, molecular function: histone H4R3 demethylase activity; P-TEFb complex binding. Gene Ontology annotation, biological process: phagocytosis.
GCGGCGGAAGGCGGCCGGGCGGUGAGCCAAUGGGAGCGCGUUGAGGGCGGGGCCUCGGCGGCGGCGGCGGUAAGGGGGUGAAAUUUCUCGAAGGUUUGGCGGGGCCGGGGGCGGCAGCGGCGGGUCCUGAGAGCAGCCAUGAACCACAAGAGCAAGAAACGGAUCCGGGAGGCGAAACGAAGCGCCCGGCCGGAGCUGAAGGACUCGUUGGAUUGGACACGGCACAACUACUGCGAGACAUUCCCGCUCAGCCCCGCUGCGUGCAAGGAUAAUGUGGAGCGGGCAGAUGCACUCCAGCUCACAGUGGAGGAGUUUGUGGAGCGUUAUGAGAAGCCGUACAAGCCCGUGGUCCUGCUGAACGCCCAGGUGGGCUGGUCUGCACAGGAGAAAUGGACUCUGGAGCGGCUGAAACGCAAGUACAGGAACCAGAAGUUUAAAUGCGGGGAGGACAAUGAUGGUUACUCUGUGAAGAUGAAGAUGAAAUACUACAUUGAGUACAUGGAAACCACGCGCGACGACAGCCCGCUGUACAUAUUUGACAGCAGUUAUGGAGAGCAUCCCAAGCGCAGGAAACUCCUGGAGGACUAUAAAGUACCCAAGUUCUUCACUGAUGAUCUAUUUCAGUAUGCGGGGGAGAAACGAAGGCCGCCUUACAGAUGGUUUGUGAUGGGCCCACCUCGUUCUGGGACAGGAAUUCACAUCGACCCAUUGGGAACCAGCGCGUGGAACGCCUUAGUGCAGGGACACAAGCGUUGGUGCCUCUUCCCCACCAGCACUCCCAGAGAGCUGAUCAAAGUGACACGGGAGGAGGGGGGCAACCAGCAGGAUGAGGCCAUCACGUGGUUCAAUGUCAUAUACCCGAGGACGCAGCUUCCCACGUGGCCCCCUGAAUUCAAACCCUUGGAAAUCUUGCAGAAGCCAGGAGAGACUGUUUUUGUACCAGGUGGUUGGUGGCACGUAGUUCUCAACCUGGACACAACGAUUGCCAUCACACAGAACUUUGCCAGCUGUACCAACUUCCCUGUGGUGUGGCACAAGACAGUGAGAGGGAGACCCAAACUGUCACGGAAGUGGUACAGGAUCUUAAAGCAGGAGCAUCCUGACUUGGCAGCGCUGGCUGAUUCGGUUGACCUACAGGAAUCUACUGGUAUUGCUUCUGAUAGCUCUAGUGAUUCCUCCAGCUCCUCGAGUUCCAGCUCCUCCGACUCUGAUUCAGAGUGUGACUCUGGCUCUGAGACAGAGGGGAUGAUGCACCGGAGGAAAAAGAGGAGAACUUGCAGCAUGAUGGGUAACGGUGACACGACUUCCCAAGACGACUGCGUGAGCAAAGAGCGCAGCUCCUCCAGGAUUAGGGAAUCUUGUGGAGGCCGCAGUUACCCCUGAGAUAACAACACCCGCCCAGAGGCAGCUGCCCAUCGGAGCUCCGUUAGCAGCCAGCUCUGUCCUUCCCCCUUCUGCUCCUGCUCCUCACAAUCCAUUUCUUGUCACUUUUCUUCAGUCCACACUUCAGUCUUCAUUACGUGCUGUUGAAGGUUGGCUCCUUACUUAACUGAAAGGGGAACGCCCCAACUUCAUUCUUGUGCAAUGCUUUGUCCCCUCUGCGCCCCGAGUGAGUGCACUAAAAACCCCUGUGUGGGUACGGACAUGCCAAGUAUUUAAUGGUUGGUGUAACUGGAGAGGAAGACAACGGUCAGUUUUUUAAAGGAACUUUUUAAAUCCGGCAGGUAAACCUGGAAACCUGCCUUGCUUUGACACUGUCAUAUGUUUACAUGUUGUCCUGUACACUUGAGGAAAGGAACACCAGCCCUUUGGCCCAGCGGGAUGGCGGCGGAUCUCACACCAGUUUCAGGCAGUGGAGGUGGGAUGGAUCCUCCAAGCACUGAAGCGACUUCAGGGGGAGGUGAGCACCCACCUGAAGCAUCUUUUGUGCUCUUAAUCUACACAUACACGUCUGAAGUGCGUCCUAUUAACCAGCCAUGAUCCAUUUACCCUCGUUCUGCACAGUGACAGAGAUGCACUGGCACCUUGUCAUAGGAACCUCGAUGGAGCCGGAGAGUCCUGGAGUUUCUUGCACAGCUAAAAAACAUGGGGGGUAAAGUCAGCAUUUGCCAGUAAUGACACUCCUUUAGGUCUAGGUGUGAUGUUCAGCACCGGGCAUCAACUAAGUCUGACUCUUCUAUAGCAACAACAGUUGCUGGGCUUUAAAUACCGAGCAGUUCUGGGGCUGUGGACUUGUUUGGGCCGGUGUGGUUCACGUGUGUAAAUGGCUUUUCUUUGAGGCUACAGCUUCAGAAAUGUAUAGAACAUACAGUGCCAAUUUUAAAGGACUGGGAGGGGGGGCAUAUUGUUGUUUGAUGCUUUAUAAAAAUGAAAUGUGAUGUUUUAAGUCCGUGUAGGUGCGUUUGUAUCAUGGAAGGUAAAGCUCAUCCCCAAGGGAUCUGUUGGAUCUGCUGUUCCUUGCACAGGGGCUUGUGCUGGUAGGGUCAGCAAAGAGCUCUGUCUUAUUGGAGGUGUACAAGGAAGAGAUCCUUCUUUUCUACCUGCACAGUGCAGCCAGGAGCUGGAUGUGUUGGAUGCUUCCUUCAGUGCUGUCCUGAGGCCCAGGAGCUGAUGUUACAUCUCACAUCAGCCAUAUUUAGAGAGGGAGGUUGAAAGCAGAAGUGAUGUGUGUGUACUAAGCCUGCAGUGAUGCCCAGAGCUGGUAGCUGAAUUCCAAAGCAGAUUGGCAGCCUUAACUGUUGUAUCUGCUGGGUUUGAUGGAAGCUGGAACAUUGGAUUUUAGUUGCUUUAACCCUCUUUCCUAUGGAAGCACACUCUGUGUUGCAGGUUGGGCUGUGUCCUGUUGUAUGUGAGAACCCAAACUGCAUUAGGCAGGAGCUCAGCUUCUGAAACUGUGCAUGUUCAUGUAGGAGCAAUGGAUGUGUUGGUGUGAAGGAGGGACAGAAGGUUUAUUGGUGUGUUCCUCAGCUGUCCAGAGCCCUGAAUUUCCUAUAGCAGCCAGACAUAAGUGCACGUGGACAUGGCUGCUCUGUAGGGCACUGCAGAUUAUUCCAUAUUACUUCACUUGGAAGCAGACUUCCCCUAUUGGUAGCAUUUCAGCCCAGGGUUGCACAUGGUUUUCAAUGGUGCUCCACCUGGAAUUGCUGCAUGGUGGUACAUAAACUGAGGCAGAAUGAGGCUUUUUAUCCAGCUGGAAUGUAACGUUUGGCAUUUUGUCACUUGCUUUAAGCAGGAGGUUCCACUGUUUUGUUACAUCAGGGUUUAGAAAUGAUAAUAAUUGGACUGGAUAAGUUAACUCUGAUCAGGGCGUUGGCCUUACAGGGAGAAGGGGAUGUUCCCCAGACCCCUUCCAUACCACAGCAUAGCAUUAGAAGCUGCUCCUUGUGCCUGUAUCCAUCCAUGUGUGAGGCUGGCAGGGGAGCACGUGUGUGCUCUUGCUUCUCCACACUUGGUCUCCUUGCAGCAUUGAGUCCCUCCUAACCCCUCCUGCUUCUGCACACACUGUACAGCCAUGGAUGUAGCGGACCCAGCCAGCCCCUCGUUUCCCUGAGCCCCACAGCAGUUCUGCUCCACUCAACCCAAAUUUAAACUGCUGGGCUCAAAUUGGGGCUGCUGGGAGCUGUGUGCUGCUUUGGGCUGGGCUUCCUGCUGUUGUGCCUGCCCUGCCAAAGUGGAGGGAGCUGUGAGCUCUGUUCUGAUGGUCCAAGAGUAAGUUAAUGCCCCCGGCACACAGAGCUCAGCUCAGCUGCUGCACUUUGGGGACGGGUGAUGCUGAGGAGGUGCUGGCACACAAACCUCCCUCCCCUUUCCAGCUCGGAUGGGCUGGUUCUGCAUUGUCUUCUCACUUAUUUGCAAGGAAGGCAGCAACCUUCUAUUACAAACCCGGAGCCUUUUCCUCCUCCAGUCCCCAGCCAUCGUGGGGUGGAGAGCGAGGCUGCUGCCUGUGUGUGUUAAUUUAAUAGAGAAAUGCUGUAAUAGGAAGGUUCAGGUGUUCCCUCUGCAAAGGGGGGAAGGAAGAAGCAGCCUGACCCCCAGCCCUGCCGCUGCCAUCAGCUGCUUUCACAGCCCCGUCCAGCAGAGCUGGGAUAGUCUUAAACCGUCUCGUUUUGGAUGAUUGUGGUUUUGCUUUUUAUUUGGAAAUAAAACCGAUUAUUUUGCA